Molecule: messenger RNA, 627 nt
Organism: Saccoglossus kowalevskii
Lineage: Eukaryota; Metazoa; Hemichordata; Enteropneusta; Harrimaniidae
Source: RefSeq, a predicted model, not a curated record
AUGGAUUCCAAAAGUUCGGAGUGCAGUGAGCGAAAACCUGGCGUAAAAAGUUCAUCGGAAGUUUUGAGCCCAUUGGAAGCCGACAGGUGUAAAGCAAGGCGAGUUGAGUCUGAAACUGAAAUGGAUGGUGGUAUGUUACUUAGUGUUUCUGAUAAACUUGAUUUGAUAUUAACAAGAUUGGAUAAAAUGGAUGUGAAACUAUCGAGAAUUGAAGAAUUAGAAAAAGUAGUGUUGUGUAUAAAACAAAAACAAGCAGAACUUGGCGAAUCUAUUGUUAUGACUGACAAUGAAGAUUUUUCAGAGGAAACCCGGAAGGCUAGACAGAAGCUAAUACCGAAAAUGCAACAGUUAAAGUUGGAGAAACCCGGCUGUUGUCCGUUCAUCGCAUACCCGGCAGUGCUGAAGUACCGAGAUUCUUCAGGCAAAGAAGUAGAACCAAUGGGGAAAGAGAGUGACCAUAUUCACAUAAUAGCCAUAACAAAUGCUCUUGGUGUUGGAGUACGAGUUGAAUAUAUGGAUCGUGUUAGUGGGAACGAAGUGAACCACCAUGAUUUCCCAGAAGGAUGUCAACCUAAUGUAACUUUCUUGUAUAGACCUGGACAUUAUGACAUAUUGUAUCCUCAUUGA